AUGCCCCCAUCCAGCCGAUCACCAUCACUCCCAAAGUCAAUCUUGCAGCACCAAAACAACGCUCAAAACCCAACACACAACGACAUUGUAUUCAGUGCAGGAACUACGCGUCCAAAAACUCCCCCAUCUCCUCGGCGAGUCGCCGUAAUCGAUACAACACUCCUGUAUAGCGUCUGGAGCCUGCACGUCCAUGCAGGACGCGAUAGAGUUUCGCUCUCUCUCAUCCAAUGGCUUCACGCAAGGGAUAUCCAGAAGACCCCCAGCUAUCCCCCGGAAAUUCCAGAGGUUCUGGGGCAGACAUGCAAAGAAUAA
Molecule: messenger RNA, 312 nt
Organism: Penicillium cataractarum
Lineage: Eukaryota; Fungi; Ascomycota; Eurotiomycetes; Eurotiales; Aspergillaceae
Exons: 2
Coding region: 1-312 (103 amino acids)
Source: RefSeq, a predicted model, not a curated record